AUGCGGUAUAGAAAAAUACUGUUUAUUGGAUUUUUAACAUUGAUUCCAAUCAUCAUUUUGUCAGAAUUAGUUUAUUAUUUUAAUCUUGAUGUCUGCCCAGUAGAAACAUUCUUUUGUGAAAAUUCUACCGAAUGCAUACCUCAAAGAAGUUGGUGUAAUGAAGGAAAUCAGUGCCCUCAAAAGGAUAACAAUACAUCUGAUUGUCAAGCUGAUGAUCGAAAUAAUUGGGAAUGGUUUUUAAAAGACCAAGAAAAACUUGGAGACUCCGUUUGUGAUCCAUCCCAUUGUCCAAAACAAAAAUGUAAAUGUAAGAAUUGUUUAGUUGUUUGUGAAGGAUAUAAAGAAAUUCCACAAGACUUAUCGCUAAAUGUCACUACCAUAUCUCUCUCGAAUAAUUUAUUGAAAUCACUCACUAAUGAUUUUACAAAAUAUACGGAAAUUCGAACGCUGUAAGUUACAUUUUUCAUUAAUUGUAAUUGAUUGUUUUUAAGAGUACUAUCGAAUAACAAGAUAAAAGAAUUGAGUCCAGGACAUUUUUCUGGAUUAUCAUCACUUGAAACCCUUUUGGCUGAUAAUAAUCAAAUGAUCAGGGCUGAUUUUUCAGACUUGGAAAACAGUACUUCACUUGAAUGGAUUAAUUUAAGUAAUAAUAUUCUAAGGUAUGACAAUCUUAUUUUACCUCAUCUUCCUGCUCUCAAAAAGUUAAUUUUAUAUAAUAACGAAAUUGAAAAAAUAAGCAGUAAUUUAUUUUCUCUACUCCCAUCUUUAAAUUCAUUAAACUUGGAAAAAAAUCAUUUACUCUAUAUCGACAUUGAUGCUUUUAAUAAUAUUUAUAAUUUAACGGAAUUAAAUAUAGCAUUCAACUAUUUAACAAAUAUUCCCAACAAUUUAUUCUGUCCUUUGCAAAGACUUUCAAAAUUAAUAAUCGGAUAUAAUCCUAUCGAUAACUUGGAGAUUGAUGUAUUGAAACCACUCACGAACCUUCGGACUCUUGGAAUUGAAAAAAUUUCCAUACAAAAUGCUGAAAAAAAUGUAUUUGAUCAAUUUAAAAAUUUAAAAUCAAUCUAUUUGAAGAAUUUUUAUUACUGCACAAACUAUGCAAUUAAUGUGGAAAAAUGUUUCCCACUUACUGAUGGAAUAUCUUCAUUAUCACAUUUAUUGGAGAAACCGAUACUUCGCGCUUCAGUCUGGGGAAUAGCCAUGAUUACUUGUUUAGGUAAUGUAUUAGUACUUUGGGGACGUUUUACAGCUAAAAACGAGAACAAAGUUCUUAGCAUCAUGAUCAAAAACCUUUCAGUAUCAGAUUUGAUGAUGGGUUUAUAUUUAUUAAUCAUUGGAUUUGAAGAUAUAAGUUUUCGAAAUAGUUACAAAAGAAAUGCAAAUACAUGGAUGUCUUCGUGGUCUUGCACUUUUCUUGGGAUAUUAGCAAUGACGUCAUCUGAAGUUUCUGUAUUAAUUUUAUCCUUUAUAUCUAUUGAAAGAUUUUUAAUUAUUUCUGCACCAUUUAAAAGUCAACAACGUGUCUUAACCCCUUAUGCUGCUAUUAUUUCAAUGAUUAUCAUUUGGGUUUUUGGAGUAACUCUUGCUUUGACACCUGCAAUUUACUGGAAUGACAGUACAAGAUUUUACGGAUUAAAUGGAAUGUGCUUUCCUUUACACAUCGAUGAUCCUUUCAUUAUUGGCUGGCAGUAUUCAGCUUUUAUUUUUUUAGGAAUAAAUCUAUUUGGAUUAUUAAUUAAUUUCUAUGUAUAUUUAAGAAUGUUUUCAAAUAUUUGGAGAACAAGACAUAAUACUCCUUUAACUGUGAAAGAUUCUGAAUUUGCCAUGAGAUUUUUUCUUAUUGUUUUUACCGAGGCAGUCUGUUGGGCACCCAUUAUUUCUCUCAAAAUCUUUGUAUUUUUGAAAAAUCCUGUUUCUUCCGAUCUUCAUGCUUGGUUAAUUGUCUUUAUUCUACCAGUUAAUAGUGCUAUUAAUCCUCUCUUAUAUACAUUUACGACUCCAAAAUUUCGACAAAGAUUGAAUAAAAUCUGGUGGAACAAAAUAAAUAAAAAUAAUUCGAGAAGAACGUCAGAAAAUGGUUACAUCUGCUUAAAAAUUUGUUACUGA
This is a messenger RNA of Chelonus insularis, 2106 nucleotides long. It is a transcript of the gene Lgr3, whose product is annotated as Leucine-rich repeat-containing G protein-coupled receptor 3. The transcript is spliced from 18 exons. Gene Ontology annotation, biological process: adenylate cyclase-activating G protein-coupled receptor signaling pathway; activation of adenylate cyclase activity; hormone-mediated signaling pathway. Gene Ontology annotation, molecular function: G protein-coupled peptide receptor activity; protein binding. Gene Ontology annotation, cellular component: plasma membrane. Lineage: Eukaryota; Metazoa; Arthropoda; Insecta; Hymenoptera; Braconidae. The record is from RefSeq and is a predicted model, not a curated record.